AUGUCUUCGAUAUCUCGUCUUCCCGAGACCACCACUCGCCUUCUGAGUUCCUACGCGGUCAUCACCUCUCCCGUGACUCUAGUGAAGGAGCUUCUGGACAAUGCAAUCGACGCCAAAGCCACCUCAGUCGACGUGCUAAUGUCUGCCAACACCGUGGCAAAGAUCCAAGUCCGAGAUGACGGAGUUGGCAUCCACCCCGACGACUACGAUGCAUUGGGCAGACGUGGCCACACCAGCAAGCUCAGAGACCUGGUUCAGCUGAGAACCGUUGCAGGCAAGAGCCUUGGCUUCCGCGGCGAGGCAUUGGCAAGUGCAAACUCCAUGGCUAACAUCACCGUCACCACCAAGACGUCAAGCGAACCUAUCGCCGCCAUCCUUCACAUCAACCCCGGCGAGGGAGGCGUGGCCAAGCAGCAGCCUACCUCGGCGCCAGUAGGGACGACCGUCUGCGUCACUGGUCUCUUCGGUCAGAUACCCGUUCGCGAGCAAACAAUGGUCAAGGAGGCAAAGAAGACCCUCGACAAGAUACAGGAACUCCUCCGAACAUAUGCCAUGGCAAGACCCCAGCUCCGUCUGUCCUUCAAAGUCCUUCAGAUGCCAACCAAGAACUGGUCGUAUGCUCCAAACCGCGAUGCCACCAUCAAGGAGGCAAUCAUUCAGCUAGAAAGCGCAGGAAUUGUAGCUUCUUGUUCCUUGAAGCUUUCAACCCUUCCCUCAGGCUAUACCUUGGAAGCUUUCAUCGUAAAGCCCGAUGUUGAUCGUCACAAAGCGGCCUCAACCCAUCGAUACUUCUCGGUCGAUGGCCGUCCUAUUACUGCGAAGGGCACAAUGAAGAAGAUCCUAGCCAUCUACAAGGAGCACCUGGGCGACAUCAAUGACCCAUUCAUCAGACUCAACAUUGUAUGCCCCCCUGGAAAUUAUGAUGCCAACAUAGAGCCAUCCAAGGACGGCAUCCUAUUCGCUGAGGAAGAAGUUGGGCUAGAUGGGUUCAGGAGCCUGUGCACGGAGGUAUACAAGCCUAUCGAACAUGGAGAGACUAGCACGAUCUCUCCGGCAGUGACUUUGCCUACGUCCAAGCCCCCAAUGCCUGUCGAUCACCAAGAGAGUAGCCCUGCCGCUCCACCGGCGCCUAUGCCCGCAGAGGUUCACAAGCCCGUCUUUCAUCAGGAGGCCACCCCCAUCGAAUUGGUCAGGGCAACGGCUAUGUUCAACCCUCCAAUGACGCCAGAUCCCCCUAUUCUUCGAGAUCCUCGAGUAACCGCUCCUGGGGAUCUUGGUCUUCUACCGAGUCAUACCUUCGGACACCUGCAUAAUGAUAAUCCUGCUCGACAGAGAUUCACUGUUCCCGGGGGCGCUUACCGCAGUCCUAUUUCGAGUCCGGCUGAAAGAAGACCUGCCAAUGCUCCGGGACGGGGCUCGAUGAAGCAAAGCCGAAUAUCAUUCAACCCCGCCAGAGCAAAGCGCAGCCAACGCCCUCCGCUGGGUGGACUUGAUGAACAAAGACUUGAUGAGCGAGACAACGCUCGAGAGUUACGUGCGCCAGCAAAACGCAGUCAUCCGCCUUCUUUCGAUGAGUUCGACGAGCAGAGGUUUGACAAUGGAGAAAACAUGCAAGCAAUGCGCACAUCAGCGAAGCGCAAUCUUAACUAUCAGUUAUCGCGACCAGAGGCAAACCUGUCCCUUCCGGUGCCUCAACAGCCUGAGUAUCGCGAGAAUUAUGUCACCCAGGUGCCGGACAACUCUGUCCGAGAAAACCCCAGAGUCCGAGAGGAUAAGGAGCCGAUCAAGACCAGCCUGCCUACUGGCGAUCCUCGGGCAUAUCUCUUGCGUAGACAGAAGUCUAUGGCUGCGGUAGAGAACAGCGCGCGGCCGGCGAAGCUCAGGCGAUUGAAGAGCAGCCUCAUGCCGCUCGAGAAUGUCCUGCCCGGGGAGGAAACUCAUUGCCUUGCGUGGGUUGUCAAUGUUGAUAUCCAUGGCCUAUUCGCAUCGACGAGCCAGAUGCAGCAGUACGACAAGUACGUGGCCGAGGGUAUCUUUGAGGAUGGCCUGGAAAUGAGCCUCGAGGAAGGCCGUCAAGUCGAGGGGCGGCUGAAAAGACUGCUCGAUUCGCAAAAGGAGAAUAUCGCAAACGCCGAAGAUGGGGAAGUUGGUGUGUCACUCAACCUCGGUACUCUGCUGAAGGGAAAGGGUUCUGCGGUUGAGGACUGA
This is a messenger RNA of Anthostomella pinea, 2208 nucleotides long. NCBI's taxonomy places the organism in Eukaryota, Fungi, Ascomycota, Sordariomycetes, Xylariales, Xylariaceae. The record is from the annotation of a GenBank genome assembly.